Molecule: messenger RNA, 1226 nt
Organism: Zea mays
Lineage: Eukaryota; Viridiplantae; Streptophyta; Magnoliopsida; Poales; Poaceae
Product: RNA binding protein
Molecular function (GO): RNA binding
Source: RefSeq, marked provisional
AAUAGCAAAUUUCUCUAGGGGGAGCAGGGGCUGAGAGAGGGCUGCGGAGCAAGGAAUCAAGGACGAGCCGCCGAGAGGACUAGGGUUUAGCCAUGGCGGCCGAGGACCAGACUCCUUGUACCAAGCUCCGCCCCGGCAAGGCAAAGACGCGGAAGAAGACGAAGAGGGACAAGUGGGGCCAGCCUAUCUCCGCCGCCGCCGCCGAUGAGGAGCCGUCGGUGGAGCCGGAGCAAGAGCACCCGGCGGGGGUAGUUGAGGCGGCAGUACAGGUGGAGAAGGAGGAGGAGGAAGAGGCGACUGCGGCGGCGGAAGGCUAUGAGCCCGGGAAGGUGGUGGCGAGCGGCUUGCCCUACACGACCACCGAGGCGGACAUCCGGAAGCUGUUCGAGUUCUACGGGCCCAUCCAGUCGAUGCAGCUCUCUCGCUUCCCGGACUCCGGCAACUUCCGCGGCCUUGCCUUCCUCUGCUUCGAGUCAGAAGAAGAUGCAAUAAAGUCUCUUGAGCUUGAUGGAUUCAAAAUUGGCAGCAGAUACAUGAGGGUUGAAAGGUGCAGGGUGACGGCCACCUCAAACAAGAAGAGGAAGGCAGAGUUCGAAACCGACCCCAAGAAGUCCGAAGGCUGCCUCUCGGCAUAUGUUGGCAACCUCUCAUGGAACGUGGACGAAAACGACUUGCGAGGUUUCUUCGGGCCGUCGAAGAUUGCAUCGGUAAGGUUUGCCGUCGACAAAAGAACCGGGGGUUCCCGUGGCUUCUGCCAUGUCGAAUUUCAAGACGACGAGUCGCUCGAGAAGGCCAUAGCGAUGAACCAGUCGAAACUGCAGGGCAGGCCUGUCAAAGUGGCGUAUUCAGUCAGCAACCGGGGCUGAAGAGCGCCGCCCCGUCGCCAGCGGUUAUAGUACCAGUGAACUUGUAGUGUUAUGGUUUCCGCUCCUUCAGUUUCGGUUAGGCUUUACGGUGUGGCUACCAGCAGUACCAGUGUGAGCUUGUAGUGAGACGGUUUCGCUCCCUCAGUUUUGGCUUAAGCUUUUUUUUCGCCGCUUUGAAACAAGGUUUUUGAGAUCAGUUCCAUGACGCCAGUUCUUGGCACCAAACAUAUGGCAAAAUGUAAACCCCUCUGUAACGAGUACCGAGUUGUCGUUAAGCCUGUAUCCCAGCCCGUCUCAUGGUUUUGUAUCUUGAAUGGAUGUUUCCGUCAGGUGUCUCCUCUUGAAAUGGUCAGGAGCACA